AUAGUAGAUGGCAACGCCAAAACGGACGUGUCAAACCGUAAAGAACCCGGGAUAUUCUGCGGCGAGAGCGAGCAGCCUCAGACCUUUAUGUCCGAAACGUCUUUUGUCAAAGUUCUCUUCCAUGUAGAAAAUUAUACAGAUCAGACAUACCUUAGUUUUGAUACCAGAGCCGAACAACAACUUGUAGUAUAUUUGAGAUACGGCCAACAUCCAGAACUUUAUCCCAACAGGAGAGGGGAAGUUGUGCAAGGGUCAUAUUGUGAGCGAAUAUUUAGAGACUGUCGUCUUCAAACUUGUUACGUUCAAUCACCAGCUUAUCCCGGCAUCUAUCCCAGAAAUUUGCAUUGUAGAUACUACCUAAACACUCGACUGCCUUUUAUCAAGCUCUACAUUGAAAACGAAGAGUUCAACAUCGAUGGCCAGAGAUGUGAAAAUAUUAUGACUUGUCCGAUGAGACCUAUAUCAUCCGGCGAAGAAAACUGUCCGUACGAUUACAUAAAAAUCUACGAUGGAAAAAACGAGUUCAGUCCCGUUAUUGGCACAUUCUGCGGAAUGGGCAAAUUCCCGUACUCCAUUAUUGGCACAUCUCAGGACCUUUUUGUGGAAUUUGUGUCGUCUCCUGCAGGUCCUCUACUAAACACGGGUUUCCACUUUAAUGUUGGAAAUUGGCCUGGUCAUGUGGACACGGCAGGAAGUAGGAAUGGCACAUGCGACUGGUUGCUGUCUUCAGAAAGCCUUAGGGCUUCAGGAGAUUCAGAAGGAAUAUUUCUUUCUGUUGCUCAUUGGUAUCCACCUCACACGAGUUGUACAUAUCUGAUGCAAGGCGAAGAAGAUGAAAUUGUAAGGCUGUAUUUUCCAAGUUUUAGAAUAAAUCGAAUAGAAUCUCCAAUAAAGCCAAUCGAAGGUGACUGCGGUGAAUCGCUGACUCUGUACGAUGCUUCCUGGCCUGAUGAUGCAAAAAUUAUCAAAACAUUCUGUGAUACUUUCUCCAAAGCGAUGGAAAAGCACGAUUUUGUGUCCACCGGCAAUUCGUUGUUUGUCCGUUUCGAAAGCAAAACAGGAAGCUACAGUGGAUCUUCCUUAUACUACUGGGCGCAUUACGACUUCUUUAAUAAUACAAAAUUGGGAGAAGCUGUGCCAGGAAAACAAUGUGAUGAGAUAUUUUCUUCUUGGAAACAAGUUAAAGGUUGGCUGAGAUCGCCGCUGAAUACAUUGGUUUAUAAAACACCUCAAACCAGUGAAGAUGUUAGUUGCUUGUAUAGAUUUGUUACGGACAAGAGGUUAUUCGCAAGAGUUAUAUUAACCAUCAACAAUGUAUAUUUUAAAGAAUCUCCAUACAAUCAUGGUCCAUGCACAAACUGUUUAGAAGACCGUGUCGACAAACUAGUAAUCUGGGAACCUCUUCUACCUGGUGCUAACUCCACUCACCCUCCAAUUUCCCUUAACAAAGCAGCUCAAAACGGUGAUGUCACUUGUAUAUGUAACCGACAAGCCUUCUCUACGCAAAUCAUAUCCAAAGGAGAACAGCUCAAUUUACAAAUGAUCGUUGAUAGCACUCAUAGUGCUCUAAGUUACUUCAAACAUUCUGCUUCACUGUUCGAAGCGACGUAUGAAUUUGUUCACGGUCCACUUUGUGGGCCGGCUACUAUUCAACCCAUUACCGAUGGUGAGAUCCAUUAUCCUUAUUAUGAAGCUAUUGGGUAUGUGGAACCACCAAAAUCGAUAAGAUGUAUAUGGGAAAUAAAAGUAAACCGAGAAAGAGAUUUCUGGCUACACUUCGAUCAAAUCAAGUUUUCAUCAAAAUCCUGUGACGAUGGCAUCGUGGACAUCUUCCUCAAAGGUCGCUUAGACCCGUACCUCUCUGUUUGUGGGGAAAAUGUUUCGCUAGCGAAAGAACUACCUAUUCUUUCUUCGGCUGAACUUAGUCCUGAUGGAACUGAUCCUAGUAUCACGAUUCAGUUUAUAGGUAGAACAUCACCAACACGUGCUGCAUUCAAGAUCGCCUGGACAGAGAUGUUCCAUUUACCCAGGAACGUGGACGGUUCCUCUUUGAUGUCGAGUCGACUGACAGAGGGUGGCAAUCCAGAAGAUCCUCUGGGAGACGGGUGUGAAUUCGCUUGUCCCGGCGAACAGGGGCUGUGCAUCCCAGCCAGGCUCGUCUGUAACGGGGUGGUUAACUGCCCUAACGUCACAGAUUAUAAAGGUACUGCAUAUAGCGACGAAGCUACCGAACUGUGCAUCAAAGAAAACUCUCCCGAAAUAAAUUGGGUGUACGUGGGCAUUGCCACAGUGUCAGUGCUGUUCUUGUUGUGUUGUUGCUGCGUCUGUGCGUGCAAACGCUGUUGUAGGUACUGUUGUAGAGAUGACGAUGAUUAAGAGUUGAUGAUACCAUUUUUUGAGUACAAUCUCAUAUUUUGACUUCCAAUUAUUGAAACGAAAGGAAUUUAAUAGAUGAUAUUUAGUUUUUUAAUAGAAAAACCUAAGAACUAAGGGGCAUAAUGUUCACUGACUUCUUUACAACUAAUAAUAUUAUGCGGUCUAUUAAUUUUUACUGCAGAUUUCUAUACAGAAUAAGUCAAAUGAAAAAUGUAACAUAUGCAGUUAAUACAGUGUAUCAGAACUACCUUUGAAAUAGUCGACCAAUAUAAAAGUUCAACCUACACAAAUCAUAGCAAGGUUAAAAUUUGUCAUGUAUAAAAUAUCGUUCAACUACCUGUCUCCUUUUAUGAGGCUGUCAGCUUUCUCUUUUCCUGCAAAUCCCUUGUGACCUGGCACCUACAUCAAAAGAACUUUGUUGCGUACCGCCAUUUGCUUCAGGUAUUAUUUACAGUUCCAAACCGAUUUUUACUUGCAAGUAAAUGACUUUAGAGCUUUUAAGGUGGCUUGGCUGCCGGAUAACAUACAAAACUUUUGUCCUACGAGUUUCUAGAUUGAGACAAUCUUAGGAACUAACGUAUAUAGCAUGUAUUUCUCCUCAAAGAAAGUUGGGCCUUUUCCAAGAUAUUUGAAUAGCCUGAAAUUGGGCCCAGUAACUCCCACUCGUGCUGUUUCAUCUAUUUUAGAUCAAUCCGUAUACCAUACUAGUCAACCUUCUUCCAGUUUCAACUUCUUCACCCAUUGGACGGUGUUUUAUGAUCACUUCAAAGGUUGUUUCAAAGUCGAAUUUGAUUGUGAUGGCAUCUGUCGUCCUGUCUUUAAAAUCCAAUGGAUUUUCUUCCAAGAUUUUUAGGUGGCCAAUUAGAUUUCCAGGUAUAAAAAUUAUUUGUGUCCAGUGCCGGAUUAACCAUUAGGCAAAGUAGGCAGUUGCCUAGGGGCUUCGGUCCCGAAGGGGGCCUCGCAGGGUCCAACACAAUAACUAGAAUUAUAUAAAAACUAAUAAUCAUAUUAUGUUGAAAAAUUCAAAUAUCGCGCAAUACCGGAAGUGAUGGUACACUGAAUGCCAUUUGGUAGAAGGAACAGUACUACAGAGGGAAAUAAGAAAAACAGAUUCAAGAGUGGAGCAGAAAACACAAGAAAAAGCUGGAAAGAGAAAAGAUCCUUAAGCAGAUCUAAAACAGAAUCAAAACGUAUAACUUUUAAAUAUCAUGCAAUCAUACGAAAAUGAGGCAAACAUGUCAGGCAAAUACAUUGGUCUUCAGGAUCAUUUAUCUAAGAUUAACAAACUUGUAUUUUGCAUUCCUUGUGCAGCACACUCACUUAAUUUAGUUGGAGUAAGUGCUGCUGAAAGUUGAGUUAAAGCAAUAUCGUAUUUUUGGUUUGUUCAGUUCGCGUACAACUUUUUUUCAGCCUCUACGCACCGUUGGGAAUUUAUGAGCAAAUGCUUAAAUGAAACUCCACUAAGCGAUCCCAUUCGCGCCGAUCUAGUUCUUAAAAGCACAAGCAGCACUUGAUGCAACAAUAACUUGGCCUAAAGGUAACAACGCUUUCAAAUCUGCUCUUCAUACUCUUGCUGAAGACACUAAUCGGAAAGCUGAAACAGUGCAUGAGACUAAGUGUUUGUUGAACGAAAUGCCAAAAAAAAGAAACAUUCAGAAUGAAUAAGUUUUACAAUUUUAGAACGCAUCAACGCUGUCAGUAAUUCAUCAGGAUAGUAAAACUCUCCUGAUGAUAUUGAAUCUGAAAUUGAAGAUGAACGAGAUAGUCCUGUCGCCAGGGGGGGUACAACGGCCUCCUUAAUUCAGAUGGACUUACCCAAGUUUUUUUUAUAUAUUUUGACCCGCAGAAUACGAAUUUUUUGGGUAACAGUU
This is a messenger RNA of Diabrotica virgifera virgifera (western corn rootworm), 4247 nucleotides long. RefSeq lists its product as uncharacterized. The transcript is spliced from 10 exons. Lineage: Eukaryota; Metazoa; Arthropoda; Insecta; Coleoptera; Chrysomelidae. The record is from RefSeq and is a predicted model, not a curated record. Gene Ontology annotation, molecular function: protein binding. The coding region runs from base 88 to 2376 and encodes 762 amino acids. Gene Ontology annotation, cellular component: plasma membrane.